This is a messenger RNA of Salvia hispanica, 1139 nucleotides long. RefSeq lists its product as uncharacterized. Gene Ontology annotation, biological process: retrograde vesicle-mediated transport, Golgi to endoplasmic reticulum. The record is from RefSeq and is a predicted model, not a curated record. Lineage: Eukaryota; Viridiplantae; Streptophyta; Magnoliopsida; Lamiales; Lamiaceae. Gene Ontology annotation, cellular component: SNARE complex; endoplasmic reticulum. Gene Ontology annotation, molecular function: SNAP receptor activity.
GAAUCAUUAUCAGAUUUUUAGUCUCAGAAAACCACUUUCUUUUUCGCUUCUCUCUCGAAUUUCUCUCGCUCUGCUCCACCGCCGACUCUCUGCCGCCGUCGCCGCAGUCCGCCUAUACAGUAUAUUGCGAACCGUCUUAGAUCGUAACGGUUAAGCAAUCGGCCUCGCAUCCGUUGCCGGAUUCGCGGGAACCGUAAGAUUCGUUUCCUUGUUCGAUCGCGAUGACACUCCACAAUCUACAAUCGCAAACGCCUUCUUCAGUCUCCUAAUUGGCCUUUUAACUAUACAUGCUUUGGACUCUGGGAUGGGCUUCAGCAAAACUGAAGUGAAUUUGAGAAGAUUACUUGCAGCAGCACCACAACAACAGAAUCAGGGAAAGCUUGUACAUUAUGUGGGCACUUUAAGAGAGCAACUGGAGCAAUUGGCUGAAGAGAGGACUCCUGAAGGUUUGCCAAGGGUAUCAAAAGCUCAGUUGAAUGACUAUUCUGAGAAAAUAGAAGCUUUAGCAGCUAAGUUAGAUGUGGCUGAGUCCAGUACUCAAGUUAAUCAGGAGCCUUCCUUUGAAACCAAGGCCAGAGACUCCCCUACCACAUCCGACGGAGAAAGUAUUCAGUCUCCCAGAGGGCUGAGAAGGAGAUUUUUACCCCCAUCGGGAGAUAGAUCCCCCAGUAGCAUCGAAGACAGUAAUAAUGCGAAAUCUGUUAAACUGGAUGCUGCAGCACAUGCUCAUAUUGAGAAACACAGACAACUACAAGAAGAUUUAACAGAUGAAAUGGUUGGUUUGGCACGACAACUCAAAGAGAGUAGCCUUAUGAUGAGCCAGUCCAUAAAAAAUACUGAGAAGGUACUCGACUCAACUGAGAAAGCGGUUGAGCAGAGCUUGGCGAGCACCGGGCACGCAAACACUCGGGCAAUGGAGGUUUAUUCGCAAAGUCUGAAAACGACAUGCUUUACAUGGCUGCUGAUCUUUGCCAUGACGUGCAUAUUCGUCAUGGUUGUGCUACUUAUUCGUGUUACUUAGGAUUAAGGAAUACCUUUAGGCCCAGCUGUAGAAUAUAACUGAUGUUCUUUAAAAACAACUGAUGCUGUAUUUUAAAACUUUUUCAAAAUCAUGUGAAUAUGAAUCUGGAUUUCGGUCU